UUUUGCGAACGUGAAUAUGCGUGGUGGCCCAAGCGGCUAAAUUUCUUUUCGACGGACGCUAAAUACGCUCUCACGAUCAAACUGACUGUGACAUCUUAUAUUGACUUUGGCGUUUGUACCUGACCUCGGACAGAUAUCAGAUAUCUCUCCACCAAUCUCGUCGUUCAUCCUCGCUAGCGCAGCACCGUUGCAGAUGUUAUAACGAGAAGGAACAGACUUCUCGAGGGCCAUCUGUCAUGCUGCAGCGCGCCACGAGGUGGAUGUGCUCAGGGACACGAGGAUUGGUGGCAAUAACUCGUCCUGUCCAAAAAACCGAAACGGAAAUGUGCAUCUUGGUCAAGGGCGCUUCUCUCGAUGGCUUGGUGUAUAAGAAGCGCCUGUUGAGAGAGGCAGACGCUGUCCUACACUGCCAUCAUGUCGUCUGUCCUUUCUCUGACCCCGCUCCUUCUCCUUCCAUUCGUUCAUGGUGCCGACGUUCGAGUCCUCUCAAGACAGACCAAUCCCGCCAACCUCCCCGCGAACUGGUCCCUGGCCGGAUGUUUCACGGACGUCUCGGUCGCGCGUACCCUCGCCGCGUCGUCCGCCGCCGGCCCGAAUAUGACAGUUGCUAGCUGCAUCAACUUCUGCGCGGGGGAGGGAUACAUCUUCGCUGGGGUGGAAUUCGGCGAUGAAUGUUGUGCGUCAACGACCUUCUCCUCCGCCGUUUCCUGCUCACGCGCAUUCACGUAUCAGAUUGCGACUCCACGAUCCAAAUCCCCGGAGGGAAAGCCCCGCUCACGGACUGUACAGAGCCCUGCGCCGGCGACCACAGCGAGAUCUGCGGCGCGUCCGGCAGACUCUCGGUCUACACCAGUGGCGCGCCGAGUCCCGUGCUCGUGCCAAACCCAGCAGCCGGAUGGACUUACCAAGGGUGUUUCACGUAUCGACAAUACGGCCAAUCGGACUCUGCCCGUUCCGAUUAAUGUCCCCGUCGGUGUCACCGCUGAGACAUGCACCGCGGCAUGUAUGUCGGCGGGCAAAUACGUCUGGUCCGGUCUGGAGAACGGGCACGAAUGCUGGUGCGGAAGCAGUGUCGGCGGGAUCGCUGCCCACGUCUCCGACGACGACUGCCGGGCUGUCUGUAGUGCGGACCACACGGAAUAUUGUGGUAACGCGAAUCGGCUCGCGUUGUACGGCUUCACCUCAGCAGACGCACCGCCUCCACCUCCGCAGACGUGCGAGACCACAGUGAGCAACUUUACGCUUCUUGCUGUGUAUCGGAAUCCGCCGGUGGGAGGUCCGAAGCAAGUCAAUGUCCGCGCUGUGCUCGUCGAGUUGGUCCCGAACACUUUUUGGACGAUUCUGUCGGCUUGUGCGACGUGCUGCUCGGACUGGCCCACGUUCACACUUCAAAACUCCGUCUUUCACCCACACUCCUUCUCGAAUCCUGUGCAGUCGAUGACAUCCAUCGGUGCUGCCGACGGGGAGUCGCCGGCGUUCGUCGCAUCCAGCCCUCCUUUCCCGGGCACUCAGGCGUACUGUGCACAGCAAUCCGCCAUCAAUUUGACCUCUCCGCCGCUGCUUUCGUUCGGUGGACAGAGCGACUCGUGGUCGCUGUGCACCAACACCUCGCUCAACGCCAAUGGCCGAAUUGAUCUCGUGCAUUCGCCGGUGACCAAUCAUCCCAACUACCUCUUUUCGUCGUGCAAUGCAGUUGAUCUUCUGGUCAUGCAAAACUGAGCAUAAGUAACUUACUUAGUUCCCUUCCUCCCAUAGACUUGCGGUGUAUAGUAUGUAGUACAACUUAUGCUUGAUCUCUAAGCUACUGCCAUGGCGCUACACCGCCAAAGAGC
Molecule: messenger RNA, 1832 nt
Organism: Mycena citricolor
Lineage: Eukaryota; Fungi; Basidiomycota; Agaricomycetes; Agaricales; Mycenaceae
Source: the annotation of a GenBank genome assembly